Heterotrigona itama is the source of this 872-nucleotide messenger RNA. The record is from the annotation of a GenBank genome assembly. Lineage: Eukaryota; Metazoa; Arthropoda; Insecta; Hymenoptera; Apidae.
AUGAAAGAAGAAACAUUAAAAGGUUGGCAUCUGAUAUGGUGGUUAUUUAAAUUGUUUGGAUUUCCUAUCACUAUUCCAUGGUUGAUAUAUCAUUUCUUUGAUAUAAUGCAACAAAAAAGAAGAAAAAAUAUGCUUCGUGGAAAGGUUGUGAUAAUAACUGGGGCCAGUUCUGGAUUAGGAGAAGCAUUGGCACAUGUUUUCUAUGACAUUGGUUGUAAACUUAUUUUGAUCUCCAGAAGGAAAGAGGAAUUGGAAAGAGUGAAAAAUGACUUAAUGAAUACUCACGUUACAAUACCAACUUACCCUCCAGUAAUUUUACCAUUAGAUAUAACUAAUAUUAAUUCUCUACAAAAUGAAGUCGCAAAAAUAAUAGAUAUCCAUGGAAAAAUUGAUAUUUUGAUUAAUAAUGCUGGCACUGCUUACAGAGGUGAAAUUAUUAAUACUAAUAUGGAUGUAAAUAUAAAAAUAAUGCUUACAAAUUACUUCGCUCAAAUUGCGUUAGCAAAAGGUCUGCAUAUGCAGCUUCUAAAUAUGCAUUACAAGCAUGGUGUGAUUGCUGCAGAGCAGAAUUGCAUGAAAAAAAUAUAAAAGUUACAGUUAUUAGUCCUGGUUAUAUAAGAACUUCUUUUUCAUUGAAUGCAUUAACAGAAAAUGGACAAAUUUAUGGAGUAAUGGAUAAAACUACACAAGAGGGAUAUGACCCAAAAUAUGCAGCACAUUGUAUCUUAAAAGCAGUAUUGAAAGAAAAAAAAGAUGUAUUAAUAGCACCAUUUAUUCCAAAACUUGCAGUUUAUAUACGCACUUUAUGCCCAUCAUUAUAUUUUUGGAUAAUGCAAAGGCAAUUUAAGAAAUCAAAGGCAAAGAUAUCAUAA